Molecule: messenger RNA, 1109 nt
Organism: Lingula anatina
Lineage: Eukaryota; Metazoa; Brachiopoda; Lingulata; Lingulida; Lingulidae
Molecular function (GO): protein binding
Source: RefSeq, a predicted model, not a curated record
CUAUUUAAGGCAAUAAUAACAGAGGGGUUGGUCGUGUGUUCAGUGUUCAGAGCCCUACACAGAAUGUAUGGUGGUGUUAAAAGGUUCUCAGCAAGUAGCACAAUAUGGGCUCUGUGGAUCCUUUUCAUAAUACAGCUUCAGGGUUCCAGGGGCCAGAAAGCUAAUGUGCCUGUAAUCAACAUAACUGGAUUUGACACAGAAAGUGGUUACAUAAAAUCUCCAAAUUUUCCCAGUCUUGGUCUAACUCCUGUCAUCUAUAGAUUGGUCUCCAAAUCUACAAGUUCCUAUUUGGCUGGAUUUAUAGAACUCAAAACUAUAGACAUUUUUGUGUCUUAUAAGAGUAGACUGUUGAUCUAUGAUUGUGAUUGUGAAGAAAAUGACAAGAAAACCAUUGUUAAUAAGAGGAUUUAUUUUGUCUCUACUGGGAAUGUUGUCACUGUAAAAUAUGAACCCAAUGUUACCAAUGACACCAGGUUUAGUGGAGACAUUUUUAAGUUUGAGUACAAGUUUAUAACAGAAAUGCCUAAUGAACGGGUUGUGAUGAAUGAGUCAGUGUGCAGUACUUAUAAUCUUCUUGGCUUGACACAACUGGGCAGAUAUGUUGGUACCCGAGCAUUCAAAUCAAUUCUUGGUCAUGUGACCUUCCCACAAUUCACAAAUUGGACUGGGGACAGCAUUGUUGUGGACUGUGCCUGGAGCUUCUUCACUGCUCAUCGCUAUAUGUGGAUUGAUACGUAUGCAAAGUUAAUAAGUUCUGGAAGCUGCUAUGGAAUGGAGCUUGAAGUGAGAGACAGCUGGCAUUCUGAGGGUGCCUUGCUGGCAAAAGGGUCGCCAUACUCAGUUCGUCAUCUUCACAUGCCAUCUACAGGUUGGUCCCAAGAUGAUGGAGUCUUUCUCAGGUUGACCGGAAGACUAACUAAAUCAUGUUCCAGAAGUAAAUUUGUCUUUGCAUAUGCUCCCACAGGUUCAAGCAGAUUAUUUUUUUGUAGUUUUUUGGAUAGCUAUUAUUUCUGCGAGAAACAAAAGCACUGUGUUCCAGAGCAUUUAAAGUGUGAUGGCUAUGACCACUGUGGUGACGGGGAAGAUGAAGGAACCUAUGCUUGCUCAGG